This is a messenger RNA of Homo sapiens (human), 4546 nucleotides long. RefSeq names its product TBC1 domain family member 3K (gene TBC1D3K). The transcript is spliced from 12 exons. Gene Ontology annotation, cellular component: endosome; membrane; plasma membrane. The record is from RefSeq and is a predicted model, not a curated record. The coding region runs from base 2465 to 4231 and encodes 588 amino acids. NCBI's taxonomy places the organism in Eukaryota, Metazoa, Chordata, Mammalia, Primates, Hominidae.
CAUGUUCAAUAGAAACAUAACCGUCCAAUUUAUUUUCUGAAUAUUUUCCAUCUGCUGUUGCUGAAUCUACAGAUGCAGAGCUCCUGGAUACGAGAGCCAAGUGUGCUUUGAGAGUAGGGUGGGUGAGGUUGCUAAUGAGUACAGGGGAGCAGGUGUUGAUCAGGAGGACCCUGCACUGGGGCAUCUGGACGUCCUGCCUCAGGACUUGAGACUCCAGUUGGAUGGCACAGGCAGACUCAGCCCAGGUCAAAGCCGUCCCCUUGAAGUUUCUUUUUAUCCCAAGCUCUUUCUGGCCCCUGGAAUUUGGCAUCCCCUAGGCCCUGUGUGGAAGGACAGAUGAACCAGGUUUUAGAUAACAUGUCUAGAAGAGUGAGCCCCUACUGUGUGCCCGGCACUUUCCCCACAGGAUCCUCUAGCUAGAAUAUCCAAGGGUCAUGGAGAGAAAUACCCAGUUAAAAUAUCAGAAAUGAAAAAGCGAUACCAUUAGAGACACUAAAAAGACCAUUAGGUAAUAGUACUAGCUUUUGUAUUCUGAGAUCCAACAGCAGCAGUCACUUCCCUCCACCGCUAUGUGUAUCCCAGGACCACCCUGGGCAGGGAGGGCUGAGGUUAGGGAGCAGCCAUGGAUGCUCUGAUGCUGGCCCUGGGCCUCGGGGGUGACAGUGAUGAGGAACUGGGUGCACACAUGAGUGGGGCAGCCGGGCCUGGCCAGAGAAGCAGCACACACGUGCACAGAUGUGUUUACCCACAUACACAUGUGCACGCACGUGCACAAACACAUUGCAGGCAGGCAUGUUGACGCCUCAGGCAGCGGAGGACCCUGACUCUGGGCACUGCUGACCCGGGCAAGGCCCCACUGUGAUUCGUGCCAUGACCUCAGAAUGUCACUGGUGCUUAGCACCUAUCUGCUCUCUGGCCUGCGUCAGUGGUCUACAGCAGUUACACACAGGCAGUGGUAUCUGUGAGCAGCUCUGUGGACUCAAAGGUUUUCUCCCUGAGAGGCAUGACCCAGGCCAGCUGAUUCAUCAGAAUCAGGUGAGCGUGACCUGCUCUCUUCCCUCCAGGCGGACUUGGGGGCAGUGGCUACGGUGCGGGCGGUGUUGGCCUCUGUGGGGCAGCUACCGAGGAGGGUCAUCCCUGAGCACUCACCAGGCGCCCGUUCUACACUGCCCGUGUAGACGAUUGGCUCUUUCGUCUCCAUGGUGGCUUCGUAGAGUGGGUGCUGUUCCCAAAUGUCCCCAUUCGACAGAUGAGACGUCUGGGGUCAGAGAGGCAGUAACCGGCCUGGGAAUCCGGACAUGACCCUGAGUUUUGCUCUCAGCCCUGCCGUGUGCUGUGCUGGAAUUCAGGCCUGAACCCUGUGACCUCCCUGCCCUAGAUCCCAAAUCUGCCCAGGUUUCCCAUCCCGAUGGGGCAGAGCCUGGUCCUGGCAGAGCCACUGGUAUAGAGCCACUGGUACAGAUCCACUGACGGUCCUCAGAACACCUCUGUGCCCUAAGCUGGGUCCUGAUGGUCGCUGUGGGCCCCACUGAACACACAUGGUCCCUUGUCCGGGGGAGCCUGCUGCCCUUGGGCAGCUGUGGAAAAUGAAGGAGCCCUGGAGGGCUGGCUGAGGGGAGACUAUCUUCCCUUGUGUUCAAAGGGGUCCGGGCACUAGGGUUCUCCCCAGGUAUUUCUUGCUCUGCGUGGUCCUCUUGAGGCCUCGCCCUCCUUUUGCCUCGAGUAUUCCCAGGAGGGACGGUCCAUCCAGCUGUUCUCCAGGACCAAGGACCCACUGUUCUUCCUCAGUGACCCAGGAAAAUGAAGCCUCCUCCUGUUGGGACGGCUCAGAAUGGUGGACUCCACAGUCCCUCCGCGAGAGACGUGGUUUCCAUGCGUACAAUAGAUCUUCCUCAUCCCCCAAACCCAACACCCUCCUGCUCAACAGGCGUUAUUCCUAAAGUGGCUUCACUGUUCAGACUGAAGAGCCACGGUAGCCAAAGUGAUGAGCGGAGUAGAACCGAGCAGUCGGGAGAGAUCUUGUUCCCUGUAGGAAACUGGGCAUCGCUGAGGCCCUGAGCAUCCCAGGAGGCCGAUUGCACAGAGACCUCUGGUCGCUGACCCCAGUCUGCCUCCACAUCCCUGGAAUAGCCCAUCAUGGGCCCUUCACCCUUGGCAGGUGGAAACCAUUCAACCUGCUGGGGCCGGUGUGUCCCCAUUUCAUGGCAUUGGGGGACAACAGGAUUCUCUGUCUAGGUCCCACUGUACUCAAGUCCUUGGGAAGAUGCCCACCCCUGCUUGGGACUUGAGACUCCAGAGACUGGAGCAGCUGUGGGCCACUGGGUCUGGCCCCUUUUUCCCUGGGGGCGGCGGUGGAAUGGGGGUUACGCAGCCAGCCAGCAUCUGGGAGCCCGGCGAGAGCGGUUCAGGUGUUCUCCGAAGCCGCCGCGUACGGUGUGACCUUUAGACAAUUCUGUCUCACAGGAUGGACGUGGUAGAGGUCGCGGGCAGUUGGUGGGCACAAGAGCGAGAGGACAUCAUUAUGAAAUACGAAAAGGGACACCGAGCUGGGCUGCCAGAGGACAAGGGGCCUAAGCCUUUUCGAAGCUACAACAACAACGUCGAUCAUUUGGGGAUUGUACAGUCCUGCCCCUCCUGGGAGUCAGCCCCACAGGAAGGCCCUUGUCCUCCCUUCCCUGUGCCUUCUCCUGGGCUGAGCCCUGAGCUGGAAAGGGACAGAGCCAGUCCUUUCUGGGGGUCGGCACCCAGGCUGGGGCCGCUCCAGGCCCCGUGCAGUUCCUCAGCUCUGCCUGGGUUGCCUUACAGUGAGACGGAGCUGCCUCCUCUGACUGCGCGGGAGGCGAAGCAAAUUCGGCGGGAGAUCAGCCGAAAGAGCAAGUGGGUGGAUAUGCUGGGAGACUGGGAGAAAUACAAAAGCAGCAGAAAGCUCAUAGAUCGAGCGUACAAGGGAAUGCCCAUGAACAUCCGGGGCCCGAUGUGGUCAGUCCUCCUGAACAUUGAGGAAAUGAAGUUGAAAAACCCCGGAAGAUACCAGAUCAUGAAGGAGAAGGGCAAGAAGUCAUCUGAGCACAUCCAGCGCAUCGACCGGGACGUAAGCGGGACAUUAAGGAAGCAUAUAUUCUUCAGGGAUCGAUACGGAACCAAGCAGCGGGAACUACUCCACAUCCUCCUGGCAUAUGAGGAGUAUAACCCGGAGGUGGGCUACUGCAGGGACCUGAGCCACAUCGCCGCCUUGUUCCUCCUCUAUCUUCCUGAGGAGGAUGCAUUCUGGGCACUGGUGCAGCUGCUGGCCAGUGAGAGGCACUCCCUGCAGGGAUUUCACAGCCCAAAUGGCGGGACCGUCCAGGGGCUCCAAGACCAACAGGAGCAUGUGGUAGCCACGUCACAACCCAAGACCAUGGGGCAUCAGAUCUCUCUCGGGCUCACCCUGCGCCUGUGGGACGUGUAUCUGGUAGAAGGCGAACAGGCGUUGAUGCCGAUAACAAGAAUCGCCUUUAAGGUUCAGCAGAAGCGCCUCACGAAGACGUCCAGGUGUGGCCCGUGGGCACGUUUUUGCAACCGGUUCGUUGAUACCUGGGCCAGGGAUGAGGACACUGUGCUCAAGCAUCUUAGGGCCUCUAUGAAGAAACUAACAAGAAAGAAGGGGGACCUGCCACCCCCAGCCAAACCCGAGCAAGGGUCGUCGGCAUCCAGGCCUGUGCCGGCUUCACGUGGCGGGAAGACCCUCUGCAAGGGGGACAGGCAGGCCCCUCCAGGCCCACCAGCCCGGUUCCCGCGGCCCAUUUGGUCAGCUUCCCCGCCACGGGCACCUCGUUCUUCCACACCCUGUCCUGGUGGGGCUGUCCGGGAAGACACCUACCCUGUGGGCACUCAGGGUGUGCCCAGCCCGGCCCUGGCUCAGGGAGGACCUCAGGGUUCCUGGAGAUUCCUGCAGUGGAACUCCAUGCCCCGCCUCCCAACGGACCUGGACGUAGAGGGCCCUUGGUUCCGCCAUUAUGAUUUCAGGCAGAGCUGCUGGGUCCGUGCCAUAUCCCAGGAGGACCAGCUGGCCCCCUGCUGGCAGGCUGAACACCCUGCGGAGCGGGUGAGAUCGGCUUUCGCUGCACCCAGCACUGAUUCCGACCAGGGCACCCCCUUCAGAGCUAGGGACGAACAGCAGUGUGCUCCCACCUCAGGGCCUUGCCUCUGCGGCCUCCACUUGGAAAGUUCUCAGUUCCCUCCAGGCUUCUAGAAGCAUCUGGGCCAGGGCUCAUGGCUGGAUAAUUUCCCUAGGCUUAACAACCCAAGCAAGCUUCGCAUCCUCGUUUUAUUUUUGGUUAAACUUAUGAAAAUGUAUUAAGAAAGAGUGCAGCUCGAGAGAGAUUCAGAGAUGGAACACACCAGACCCCAGAUCACAAAGCCAACCAUGCCCAGCCCCUCCCAGCACCCCCAGCCCCACGACCAUCGUUCUGAAUUCUGACGACACCGUGAGCCUGCCUUUGUACUUCAAACUCAUGGAAGGAUAACCACCUUCAUGUUUUGAAAUAAAUGUUUCCUGUUGAAAUGA